Messenger RNA from Oncorhynchus tshawytscha (Chinook salmon), 3186 nucleotides. It is a transcript of the gene thap3, whose product is annotated as THAP domain containing, apoptosis associated protein 3. The record is from RefSeq and is a predicted model, not a curated record. The transcript is spliced from 3 exons. NCBI's taxonomy places the organism in Eukaryota, Metazoa, Chordata, Actinopteri, Salmoniformes, Salmonidae. Bases 240 to 686 code for a protein of 148 amino acids.
UAUUACGACAUAUGAUCAGAGACGGAAGAGGAAGCGAGACAUCCCACUCCCUCAUUUUUUCUGGUUCAUAUACAUUAGACCAGAUCACAGUUUAUAUCGCAUAGCCACCCCGGAACCAUGUUUUCAAGGAUAAUCGCUUCAUUUAUAUUUAUAUUAUUAUUAUAUAUUUGGUAUGAUGACUCUUUUGAUAUACUGAGGGGCGACGACCGUCGACCGCCAUCUUAGUUCAGGGCAAUAUCAUGCCGAAAAGUUGUUCUGCAUAUAACUGUACCAAUAGGUACAGCAAACAUACACAUAUUACUUUUCACAGAUUUCCUUUCAGCAAACCAACUGUAUUUAGACAAUGGCUGGAUAACAUAUGCCGAGAUGACUAUUAUCCCAAAAAACAUAUGGUCAUCUGCUCACUUCAUUUUACUACAGAUUGUUUCAGCGGUUUAGGCAACCGCAAAAACCUGCCGUGGAAUACUGUACCCACUCUCUUUACAUUCCCACCACAAAAUUCUAAGAAAAGAAUGUCAGGAAAAAGGCUCAAAAUGCUUCCAAAGUGUGUCAGUGUGUCCCAAGAAAAGAUGGAAACACAGAAUGGCCUGGACCCAGAAGAGAAACUACUAUCCAAAUCUGCAGAGGGCAACAAGAAAGUGAGCUUUUACCUAGCUGAGAAUUCUCAACUACGCACGAUACAAUAGGGUUGAGUGGCAAAGAGAUUCCAAUUCCCACUCACAACUCUGUCAGGACAAGCACAAGUACACAGUAAGCGUUAAAUAAUUGAUAUUUAAGUAACAAGUAGGGAUGAGCAUUGUUAUUUGAAUAUCCAAACGGAUGAUUGUAUUCAAUUACUUGGAAGAUUAUUCAUUUGAGAGAAAAAAAUAUAGCCUAGGCCUAUUUUAACAAUGAAAAGACUGUCUAAAAUGAGAGAAAAUGAUCUAUGUGACAUUGCUACAUAGCCUACAAGGAUAGAUCAUUACAUAGCCUACACAUGUUUCACAUGUGAAGCUUGUUGUUAUUGUCUGUCAAAGUGAUUCUACAGUCAGAGACUCCAUGUGUGAAGUGAGAGAUUACACAUAUUUUUUAAUAUGACAAAUUACGGGUAGUCUACUUUGCUGACACUGACAAACAUAUCUAUAAAAGCAAUGUUGUCCAUAUAAUAGGCCUACAAGAAAGGGAGACACCAACCAGGUCGUAUUAUUCUGUACUUAAAUCAGAGACACUCAAUUUAGUAUGAUACGUUACGUUUCGUAUGGUAUUAAUUCAUUUGUGGAUGUCCAUCACCCAUUUCAUAUGUUAGGAAUUACAAUUCGUAUUAUAUGUUAAGAAUUGGCCGAUGCUCUCCACUGGUGCCAAUAAGAUAUGCUAUACUGUUGUUCGUCCAAUUAAGUUGAGGAUUUUGAUAACUAAAAUACAUUAGUAUUUUCAUUGCCUUCUCUUUACAGCAAUACCAUUUGUUUUCCAAACUAUGUUUUCCCGCAAUUGUAUUUUGAAAUAUUGCGAUAUGCCUGGCUGGGCUUCUACUUUUCAGUGACAGUCGCAACUCAACAAUAAUCUGCCCAUUAUUGUGCACGCUGCCUUUCCUUCGGACUGUAGGCGAUUUAGAACAAUCCACUUUUUUAUUUUAAAGAAGCUAAUGAUCCUCUGUGGCCAAAUCAUGCUUUAGUAGCCUAAUUUCAAUGAUUGUAUUUAUGUAUAGACAGGAUUAGGGUAUUUAAUUUUGGCAAUUUUAAUUCAAUUUACUUUAUUAUAGGCAUGUGUCUUCUCUAAAUAAACAAAUGAAAUAGGGCCUAGGCUAAAAUACAGCACAGUAAAGCAUAACAUUUAUCCGUUUGUGUUACAUAAUCAUCACGGUUAAAACCAGAGAGAAAUGUCUAUCCGGUAAAGUCCACAAAACAUGCUGUAUAUAACAAACCGUUGUAUGUCCUAGGCUGCACAGAAUGGUCCCACUAUUGAUUCAGGAGGACCGUGGACAGUUACCACCCGCACAACCUUCGCAAAGAAAACAAUAGUGCGGCCUCUGCCAGCUGUCUGGACCAUCUCCAGUGGACGAGCAUUAGGUCUUAUGCAGUACAUUCAUUUAAUACAAAGUUUAAUCAUGGUUUACCUUAAAAUUAUUUCUUCCUCAUUUUCCAAGCAGCAAAAUCUGCAACUAUGUCCUUGAAAUCAAGUGCCCUGAGUACAUAAUUCUCAAGAGCCAUAAGAUUCAAAGGGUUCAAUCUUUCCUGCCUCAUCAUUGAUCUCAGUCUGUUUUUGACAAGAGCCAGCUUUGAAAAGGAACGCUACCCUGAUGCAUUGGUAACAGGUAAACUCAAUAAUAUUUUCUAGGCAAUGUCAACAUUGGGAAAGACUGCUUGUAGAUUCCUCUCACCAUGUGAAUCGAUACCCUUGCCCUGGCAGAUGUUUUUCUCACUUUUUAUGAACAUGCUGUCGUACACGUCGAUCCAGAGCAUCCCAAACAUGCUUAAUGAAUGACAUGUCUGGUGAGUAUGCAGGGCAUGUAAGAGCUGUGACAUUUUCAGCUUGCAGGAAUUGUGUACAGAUCUUGGUGACAUGAGGCAGUGCAUUAUCAUGGUGAAACAUGAGGUGAUGGCGGCGGCACGACAACGGGCCUCGGGAUCUCGUCAUGGUAUCUGCAUUCAAAUUGCCAUCGAUAAAAUGCAGUUGUGUUUGUUGUCCAUAGCUUAUUCCUGCCCAUACCAUAACCCCACCAUGGGGCUCUCUGUUGACAACGUUGACAUCCGCAAACCGCUCGCCCACACCACGCCAUACACGCUGUCUGCCAUCUGCUCAGUACAGUUGAAGCCAGGAUUCAUCCAUGAAGAGCAGGCUUCUCCAGCGUGCCAGUGGCCAUCAAAGGUGAGCAUUUGUCCACGGAAGUUGGUUACUAUGCCAAACUGCAAUCAGGUCAAGUCAUUCACGGGGACGACGAGCACGCAGAUGAGCUUCCCUGAGAAGGUUUCUGACAGUUUGUGCAGACAUUAUUUGGUUGUGCUUGUCCAAAUCCAGUUUCAUCAGCUGUCCAGGUGUCUCUUCUCAGCUGAUCCCGCAGGUGAAGAAGCCAGUUGUGGAGGUCCUGUGCUUGUAUGGUUGCACGUGGGCUGCAGUUGUGAGGCCGGUUAGAUAUACAGUGCAUUCGGGAACUAUUCAGACCCCUUGACUUUUUCCACAUUUUAUUACGUUAUUGCCUUAUUCUAAAAU